CUUAUAUAAAUGGACACUACAUAGUUAUUUUGAAAGAGUACGGGAACCUUCAGGUCGGACAACGCUUGUGUGUGUAUAUUUUUGUAAAAUCAAAAUGCUACAGUUAUUUUUUUUAUUGGCGUCCAGUUACGCGUUUUUGUGUUUUUCUAGUGCGUCCGCAGUCCCAUUCAUCCAAAAGUGCAAAGCCGAAGACUCGAUAUGUAUAAAAAAGUCGACCCAGGACGCAAUUCCGGUAUUUGCCAAAGGAUUGCCUGAACUAGGCGUAGAGACCAUGGACCCACUAAUCAUUAAACAUAUAGAUGCUUCCUCUCCUAGUCUUAAACUAUUGGUGAAUGACGUCACUGUCACUGGCCUCAAAAAUUGCGUUACGAAGAAAAUGCAGCGAGACACAGCCAGAUCAUGGCUGACAGUUAAAAUCCAGUGCACGGCUCAAUUGGAAGGAGAUUACGAGAUGAAGGGAAACUUGCUCAUCUUACCUAUCGAAGGAAAGGGCAAAGUACAUGUUGCUAUAAGAAAAGUGUUGAUCAACAUCGAAGGAGAAUUGGGAGAAAAGAACAAAUCAGGUGGAAAAUAUUGGUUCAUUAAGAGCUGGAAAAGUAAUUUCGAGCUCAAAGAUAAAUCCGACUUGGAAUUCGAGAAUUUAUUCAACGGUAAUGAAGUUUUAGGUCGUGCAGCCGGCGAAUUGAUCCGUUCCAGUGCUAAUGACAUCAUCUACGAGAUCGGGCCUACAGUCGUCAACGGCAUAAUCACAAAAAUUGUCGACAAUAUUCAACAGUUUUUCAGCCAGGUCCCCGUAAAUGACCUCGCUUUAGACCUCUUUGAAGUAAACAUGGCAAUAGGAACAUUUUUGUUUACAGUGUUUUUAUUUGUUUGUUCCGUACACACGGACGUGCCCUUUAUAACAAAAUGCGUAUCAACGGACGCAUCGUGCCUGAAGACGUCUGCGCAAGCGGCUAUCCCUAUCUUCGCCUCGGGGGUGCCAGAAAUGAACAUCGAUCCUCUGGACCCUUUAUACAUCAAUCGAGUAGAGUCUAUCACUGACCAGCUCACCUUCACGUCCACCGAUGGAGUCAUCACUGGACUUGGCAAAUGUGUCGUGGAAAAUGUCGAGCGUGACACACAAGCAACUAAAAUAAUAUUUGGAGCGGUGUGUGAUUUGGACUACAAAGGCAAAUACGAAGUGAAAGGUCAAGUGCUGAUAGUUCCUUUUGAAGGGAAAGGCGACAUUAGCGCUAAACUAAGAAAGUUGUAUAUCAACGUGGAUUCACUGUUAACUGUGAAAACCGACAAACAAGGACGUAAGCACUGGUACAUCAAGAGUUACGAGUACAAUUACGAGCUAAGAGGCAAGACGGAUAUCCAACUCACAAAGCUUUUUGAUGGCAAUGAAGUUCUUGGCCGCGCUGCACGGGAAUUGCUUUCUUCGAGCGGAAACGAAAUCUUCAUGGAAGUAGGCCCCCCAAUACUUAAGGGUAUCGUUGAUAAGCUGAUCAAGAUUAUUAACAAAUUCUACCAUUCUAUUGAUGCCAAUGAUUUAGCUGUAGAUCCAUUUUAAGAAAUAAAAACUGAUAACAACUUUUUAUUUAACACUAGUUAGAGCCUUGACCCAUUGCUCAGACGUGCGUUAACGUACGUAGAAACUUCAAUUUAUAUAUUAGUAGAUGUUGACCAGGGCUUCACUCUCGUAGGAUUUUUAAGAUAAAAUAUAGCUUAUAGCAAUCUUGGCUAAUAUAUCUUUCUAAUGGUGAAAGCAUUUUUUGAAAUCAGUUUGGUAGUUUCAAAGAUUACCGGCCUCAAACAUACAAACUCAUAAACGCUUACCUCUUUAUAAUAAUUUGUUAUUAUAUAUUAUUUGUAACGCAUCGGAGCAGUAGGGCACGGCCUUUUCAUAGCUACAUAAUUUAUGUUUGGAAAUAUGUUUCCAUUGAUCGAUCAAUUUAUGUAAUAUUAGAGAAAAAAUACGUUUUACUUUUCUAAUAUAAAUUUAUUGACACUUGAAGUAAGAAUUAAGUAUGAAUUAAAUCUUCUAGUAACAAGGUGAGCUAUGAGAUUUUUAUAACACCAACUUUCCAAUAGCAACGUUACGUUACGUUGCAAGUAGCGUAGUAGCAAGUUGGUGUCAUAAAAAUCUCUCAGCUCAGAAUAAAAAUUAUGUUAUUGUGCACUUGAUCUAUUUUUAAUAUUGUAUUUUAAAUAGAUAAAUAUAAUUCUACGAUUAAAGUACUUAAUAUUUAA
Plodia interpunctella (Indianmeal moth) is the source of this 2235-nucleotide messenger RNA. RefSeq lists its product as uncharacterized. NCBI's taxonomy places the organism in Eukaryota, Metazoa, Arthropoda, Insecta, Lepidoptera, Pyralidae. The record is from RefSeq and is a predicted model, not a curated record. The coding region runs from base 95 to 1555 and encodes 486 amino acids. The transcript has 10 exons.